Molecule: messenger RNA, 4864 nt
Organism: Cottoperca gobio
Lineage: Eukaryota; Metazoa; Chordata; Actinopteri; Perciformes; Bovichtidae
Product: leucine-rich repeat-containing protein 24-like
Exons: 8
Coding region: 441-2306 (621 amino acids)
Molecular function (GO): protein binding
Source: RefSeq, a predicted model, not a curated record
CUGGGAGAGCGGACACAGCUGGGUGCUGGAUUAAACUGAGACACCUGAUCCGUUUCACAACGCGUUCCUGUUGGUGCUGCAGAUUACCGGCCUGCCCGCCCGCCUGCCUCCCUGCCUGCCUGCCUCCCUGCCUCCCUGCCUGCCUGCCUGCCUGCCGGCCUGCCGCUGCACCUGAGGUUCCGCUGUCCUUCUGUUUCCAUCGGUUCUUCUGUUGGGAGGAUGCGUCGGGCCCGCGCUGCUCAGCACACUGUGAAAACAUCCAUUAGCUGCUGUUCUGCUUUCACCUGCCUGGCGCUGCAUUAUCAACAGGGAUUAUACAUGUGAAUCAUCGGGAAUAUAUAGCCACAGUCAGAGGGAAUUAGAAGGCGUCGUGCAGCUGGGCAGGCAUCACUGUGGGAGUCUCCUCCAUCCUUUGUGAGAGAGUGCUGUGUGUUGGUGUGAUGGCUGUGUUUCUGGUGCUUCCUCUCUCCGUGCUGCUGCUGGCCCUCCACGCUCCAAGUGGAGCGUCUCCAUCCUGCCCUGUGAGCUGUCGCUGCUACAGCCUCACUGUGGAGUGUGGUUCCACCAGCCUGAGGGACAUCCCCAAACACGUCCCUCCAUCCACACAGACCAUCUUCCUCCAGGACAAUGUGAUUGGUCAGAUCCGUCGACUGGACUUCACUCUGCUGAAGCACCUGCACUACUUGUACCUGCAGAACAACACCAUCUCAGCAGUGGAGCCUGGCUCUUUCCAGAACCAGGGUCAGUUGUUGGAGCUGGCUCUGAAUGGGAACCGGGUCCACCUGGUGACAGCUGACAUGUUUCAGGGACUCGAACAUCUCCGCAUUCUUUACCUGGCAGGAAAUGAAAUCACACGCCUGCUGGACUACACCUUCCGUGGUUUACAGCGUCUGCAGGAGCUCCAUUUGCAGCACAACAGUAUAGAGAUGUUAGCAGAGCAGGCUCUAGUUGGUUUGACUUCUCUGGCUCUGCUGGACCUGAGCAGGAAUAAUCUUCACACCAUCGGCCCUGCGUCCCUGAGACCUCUGGUCAGCCUGCAGGUGCUGCGCAUCACAGACAACCCAUGGCGCUGUGACUGUGCUCUCCACUGGCUGAGGAGCUGGAUUGAUGAGGAGGGCCAGCGGCUACUCAGCUCUGCAGAGCGUCGCCUGGUCUGCACCGAGCCGCCGCGCCUCUCCCACCUCAGCCUGGUGGAGGUCCCCCUCAAUAGCUUGGUGUGUAUCCCUCCACUGGUGCAGCUUGAGCCCAGGAGGCUAGCUGUACGCCUGGGAGAGAGUCUUAGGGUGUCCUGCCAUGCCUCUGGUUACCCUCGUCCACAGGUGACCUGGAGGAAGGCAUCCCAGGGUAAAGUGGCGCUUUCUCCCAGAGGCCUGGUUCAGGAGCUCGGUGCUGGAGGAGGUGCAGUGGGUGGAGCAGAAGAGCCCUCAGAGGAAGGCAGAGUCAGUCUGCAGAAGACUGACGGCGAGCGCUUUGACCCCGACACCGGCAGUGGCAUGCUGUUUCUCAGUAAUGUGACUGUGGCUCACGCAGGUUUCUAUGAAUGUGAAGCCUGGAACGCAGGGGGUAUGGCCAGGGUGACCUUUCAGCUCGCCAUCAACUCAUCUACUUCCUCUUCCUCCUCUUCCUCCUCCAUCUGGGCCUCAUGGUCCCAGGUGUCCUCGCCAUACUCACCUGCCUGGCCCAGGCUGAGGAGCCACGGUCCAGCUAUGGGCUCAGAUGUGAGCCGGGAGCCCCUGUACGCCCUGGGCAGCAUGGCCUUCAGCGCUCUGGGAGCUGCCACUCAGACUGCCAUCGCUGUGGGCAUCUCCCUGCUGGCUCUGACCGCUCUGCUGCUGGUCGCCAUGAUCUACAGUCGCCAUCACCAGCGAGAGAAGGAAGCUGAAGGAGCUGAGAAGGAGGAGAGCAUCCUGUACGUAAACGACUACUCUGACGGCCCCACCACCUUUGCCCAGCUGGAGGAGUACCGUGACGAGCGUGGCCAUGAGAUGUACGUCCUCAACAGGGCCAAGCCUGUGCUGCCUCCUGCUCCACCCACAGCUGUCUCCACCACUAACCUGGGAUGCCCUGCUCCAUCUGACACCUCCAGCCACACCCUCUCCUCGGGGCCGGGCCAAACCAUGAGCCCCACUCUGGUCCCCAACAAAAAGCUGCAACAGCAGCAGGAGGGCGACAUACGGACCAUGAGGAGAAUGGCGGGGGAGGGAGGGGAAGCCGAGCCUGUGAUCACAUCAGAGGCUGAAGGGAUGUUUCUUAAUCACACGGGCCUGUUCAUGGAUUCUCAGAUCGCCUACGAGAUCCACUGCUGAAGGGGGGGGGGGGGGUCCACUGCAACACAGAGGGUUUACAGCGAAGCUGUUACAGCUGCGUACACUUCCCUGUGGAAAGAUUUACUUUCUACCAGACUCAUCCACAGUGACGGACUCUUGUUGGAGAAGGUUUACAAACCUAGCACAGCUUUCAAUCGGGUUUAUUAAAUCAAAAGCACUUUUCAAUGGACAUACUGUGACCUUGCCACAACAAGAGUAGUGAGUAGGCUGCUGCGUAGAUCAAAUGCCCUACACUCAAAGACAAAUCCACCUGGACUGUCCUGUCCUGUACAUCACUAUCCUGCUCAGCGUUUAGCAGAGCUACUUUCAUACCACAAACCUUCCACACUCAUUGUUGUCCUCUCAAGAACUCUGAAGGUCUGCAGGGUGAGUAUAACAAAAGGGGGGAAAUCAUGGAAUCUUCCAUUUCAUGAGCAUGUGUUUUAUAACUGUUGUUAAUGUCUGGACAUGUUUAAUUCAGACUCUGCAGGCAGUUGAGCAUCUGAAGGCAGUACAGUGAGGGAGGCACUGCAUCAGCUGUGUUUUGUAACUAUGUAUUUAAAAGUUUGGGAACAUGUUAAAUCAUCACAACAAAAGAAUCUUUAAAGACAUUUAAAAGAGUCUUUCCAGAUUCAAUCUCCCAUCAUGAAACGUAUAACCCAGUGGGGCUGGCACAAAGUAUUCAGCAGAGGUACACAUUAUAGAUUAUAAUUACACAAAGAGAAACAGAGAAUAAGUAUUUAUAGAAAUAAAUCAUUAAAAUAUAAAAAAUUGGGAUGACUAGCAUAGUAUGGUGGCACCGAGAGCUCAACACACUGCACAUUAAGAAAAGAUCUUUGCCAAUUUCACAACAGAUAGCUGCAAGUAGAGAAAAGCAGGAUACAUUUGUCAUUGUACAACACAGAGUUGUGCAACAACGAUCAUUGAUCAGCUCCUUGGUUUUGCUGACUGAGCUGUAGGUUGUUCUCCGAGCACCACUCAUGAUCUCUAUAUGAAGUGUCAUCGAUGUUUGUAAUGUUUGUAAGGUUGUAAAAGCAUAAAUCGAUAUCGCAGCAUACAUGUGUUGAAGGUGAUGGUUAUCGUACCGUGUACAUUUGCUUAUCUACGCUAAGCUACAUAUGCUGCCGUCGCCAUAGUAAUUUCAUGUUGGGGGCUGCAGUCGUUGUACAGCGUAAACAGGAGGGGGCUGAGCACACAGCUCUGAGGGGCUUCGGUGUUCCGCACUAGAGUGGAGGAGCUAAGUUUGCCAAUCGCUUUCAUGUGGAGAUUAUGUUGAUUGCUGCGCUGAAAUCAACAAACAGCAUUCUGAUGGAGAUGUUGUUAUUUUCCAGAGGGUGAGGGCUGACUGGAGGGCAGUGGAGACGGCAUCUUCUGUGGAUCUGUUGGCUCUGUAUGCAAACCGGCGAGAGUCCAGGCUGCUGGGAUGUUGUUUUUGAUGUGCUGGAGAACUUCAUCAGAAUGGGGGUGAGGGCCACAGGGCGGUAGUCGUUUAGACAGUGUGACAGGGCACAUGUUGUUAGUACACGACCAGGGACGUGAUCAGGACCAGCAACUUUACUCAUAUUCACUCUCAGAAGGAUUCUUCUCACAUCCUCAGUGGAUACUGACAGUGGCCAUAAAAUACCAGCUUUAAAAUCCUUUUGAUGCGACACUGACUUGUAAUAGAGAGAACGGUGUAUCUGUCAGUCUGGUCUUGCACUCUGUAGCUUUGAUGAGCGGGUCGUACAAUCUCCCGGAGAAGUGAGUAAGGCUUCAUGACACUAAGUUGAUUUUGGUGAACCUGGAUCAUAUUUUAUGGAGAAAUGUUUAGUAGUUUUCCUUCUGAUGUCCACCGGCUGCUCUGACUCGAGCUUUACUUGUUGCUAAACUAAUGCUACCCGCCAACUGCUGGGAGCACCGGAGGAGAGUUGGCGUUUAAGCACAUGGAUGCACAAUCGUAAGUGGUUGCAGCUAUUGCCAAUUCAAGCUUGUUUUUAAAUGAUGCGCUCAGUCGUUUUUGUCAAACUGAUGAAGAUGUUUUCUUAAUUUGCAGUGUGUGGCGUAUAGUUAUAUAGGACUUAUCAAAAUGGUCAGCAACAUGAUCUGUAUUCUGGUCUGUCAGGAUGAAUACAUUUGCUCCAAAUCUGUGUAAAUAAAGGCUUAUAGAAUGAAGAGAAAUAAUGCCUAAUAAGGUCUCCCUGACCGAACUGUUGCACUUACAAAUCAUUGUGAGUGUGUGGAGGAUUCUAUACAAUAAAAAGGCUACAGCAGGAAUAUAUUUUAUUCUAAAUCACAAACACAUCUUUGAGCAUAGAAUGUUUUAACAUUUGAGUACCUGUCACUUAAUGGCGUAAUAAAGGCACUUUUGUCAGGAUCCUAUAGGAAUGAUGACUCAAUUUUACUAUUAUUACUACUAUUUACUAUCUCAUUGGUAACGAGGCUGUAGGUUUGGUUCAGAUUGAAUUUACUUUUUUUUAAUCAAUAUAAUUUAUUGAACAGGACAGUACAAAAAAAGGUAUAAAGUGGAUAAAUAUAUAUGUAUACAUAUACAAACAUGCACACAUUGUAUUCAAUAAAUC